CACGUGUGAUAAGUUGUCAAAUGAUAAGGUGAAAAUUAGUUACGUUUUUAUUUUAGUAAUUUAUAUUUAAAUAAUAUUCCUAUAAAAUAAUUAAUAUGGGAAUAAUAUUUGGUAAGAAGAAACCACCAAGCAGAAUUACAGCCCAAGAUAAAGCUGUUUUACAACUUAAGCAACAAAGAGACAAAUUGAAACAAUAUCAGAGAAGAAUAGAGAAUUCCUUAGCUUCAGACAGAGAGAUAGCUAAAAAACUACUAGCUAAAGGACAGAAAGAUCGAGCAAAACUACUGUUAAGAAAAAAACGGUAUCAGGAGCAACUACUCGUUAAGACUGACGGACAAUUAGAAAACCUAGAAAAACUAACACACGACAUAGAAUUUGCCCAAAUUGAGUUAGAAGUAGUUGAAGGACUGAAGAAAGGAAACGAAGCACUGAAGAAAGUUAACGAUGCCCUUAAUAUUGAGGAUAUUGAGAAGAUAUUAGAUGAAACAAGGGAAGCAAAGGAAAAACAAGAUGAAAUAUCAAGUUUAUUGAGUGGUGUAUUAACGGAUGAAGAUGAAGAAGCUGUAGAGAACGAACUUGCCGAUAUACUGAAAGAACAAAUGCCAGAAGUGCCAUCAAAUGAAGUUGUUAGCGGUGAAGUAUCGGAAGAAGAGGAACAGGAACCCACGAAAAAAGAAAAAGCCAAACAAAAGUCACCUACAGAACCUGUUGCUUUAGAGGCUUAAAAAAGGAAGUAUAACUUUGUUCACAUUCACAUUAUUUUAAAAUUAAGCUAACUUUUGGUCUUUUGGUCUUGAAAAAUUAUUAACUUUUAAUACCUGUAAAUAAUUUUCUUAUGUACAUAAAAAAAUUAUGUAAAACUAUAUGGUAAUGUAUGCAAUUUUUCACUAUUGGUGUAUUUAGAGUUCAUAAUUUUGUUACACAAUUAUUUUUUACAUUAUUAAAA
This is a messenger RNA of Sitophilus oryzae (rice weevil), 946 nucleotides long. It is a transcript of the gene Vps20, whose product is annotated as charged multivesicular body protein 6. The record is from RefSeq and is a predicted model, not a curated record. Bases 96 to 725 code for a protein of 209 amino acids. Gene Ontology annotation, biological process: late endosome to vacuole transport via multivesicular body sorting pathway; vesicle budding from membrane. Gene Ontology annotation, cellular component: multivesicular body; ESCRT III complex. The transcript has 5 exons. Lineage: Eukaryota; Metazoa; Arthropoda; Insecta; Coleoptera; Curculionidae.